Penicillium brevicompactum is the source of this 978-nucleotide messenger RNA. RefSeq names its product transaldolase family protein. The coding region runs from base 1 to 978 and encodes 325 amino acids. Gene Ontology annotation, biological process: carbohydrate metabolic process; pentose-phosphate shunt, non-oxidative branch. Gene Ontology annotation, cellular component: intracellular anatomical structure. The record is from RefSeq and is a predicted model, not a curated record. The transcript has 7 exons. Gene Ontology annotation, molecular function: transaldolase activity. NCBI's taxonomy places the organism in Eukaryota, Fungi, Ascomycota, Eurotiomycetes, Eurotiales, Aspergillaceae.
AUGGCAGUCCAAUCAGGCCUCGAGUAUAUGCGUUCGCGUACGGUAGUCGACUGCGAUACAAUGGACGAAGAGGUCGCCAAAACUCUGGGCCCAUUCCAGGAUUCCACUUCUAAUCAAGCCAUUGCCUUCGGGGAACUAUCCAAGCCAGCGAGAGGAGAGUUGAUUGCUGCGUCGCUGGCCGAUGCCAAAGCUCUUCACCCAAAGUACUCUUCAAUUUCCAUUGAAGAAUUGGCUGUUGAAAUUGCUAUGGUUCGCAUGGCCGUUGGAAUGGCCCAGCAUAUCCGUGGGCUCGUUCAUGUGCAGACCAACCCCUACUACUCAUACUCCACAGAGAAGACUGUGGUCAACGCACUUCGAAUUGUGCAAUUGUUCCAGCAUGUUCAGCCCGGGUUUGACGUAGCCCGUAUUUCAAUCAAGAUUCCAAGCACAUGGGAAGGAAUCAUGGCUUGUCGAACUCUCGAGCAAGCCGGCGUUCGUACCCUUGCAACAACCCUCUUCACAAUGGUCCAGGCUGUGCUAGCGGCUGAAGUUGGCUGCACUUAUAUUGCACCAUAUGUGAAUGAGUUGAAGGUUCACUUUGAUGCCGGAUUUGAGGACAAGGCAAAGCUCCUGCCACUGUGUGCAGCUAUUCAGAAAUACUACAAGUCAAUCAAUUCGCCAACUAAGGUUCUGCCUGCAAGCUUGACUUCAGUUGAGGAGAUCUUCUUCCUUGCAGGAGUGGAUCAUCUGACUAUUGCGCCGGCAUUGCUAGAGCAAUUGACUCAACCGUAUGCUGGCAAUAUCCAGUCUUUGUUCGACAUGGCGCCCACACUUCCUAUCCCUGCAAAGGGCGUGUCUUUCAUCAACGACCCGGGAAGCUUCCAGAUUACCUUUGCCCGAGACCAGGGUGGUGCUAGUCAAAGAAAACUGACUGAGGCUGUGAAUAUCUUCUGUGAUUGCCAAGACAAGCUUGAGCUACUGAUGAAGACUGCUGCUUGA